Molecule: messenger RNA, 2323 nt
Organism: Synchiropus splendidus (mandarinfish)
Lineage: Eukaryota; Metazoa; Chordata; Actinopteri; Syngnathiformes; Callionymidae
Product: dual specificity protein phosphatase CDC14AB-like
Exons: 14
Coding region: 202-1578 (458 amino acids)
Biological process (GO): microtubule cytoskeleton organization; cilium assembly; protein dephosphorylation
Cellular component (GO): centrosome; nucleolus; spindle pole
Molecular function (GO): protein tyrosine/serine/threonine phosphatase activity; protein serine/threonine phosphatase activity
Source: RefSeq, a predicted model, not a curated record
AGAGUUUAUGUCAGAGCGUCCUCGGUCAGUCUCACCGUCGCCACAGAUGAGCAGACGACAUCGGUGUUAAGGAGAAUCCGCCACACACGACUCAUGGAUCUACACUCACCCAUAGAAUAUAUGACCAUGUGGACAGAUACACAGCAUCCUGAUAAAUUACGCUCCGGUUAAGUUGUGACUAGAUUUAGACAGCUAUCACCGAUGGCAGAAGAAGAUGAGCUGGCUGGAGCAUCAGAAUUCAUCAAAGAUCGUCUGUACUUCGCCACUCUGCGUGGAAAACCGAAGAACACGGCGACAACUCACUUCUUCAGCGUUGAUGAAGAAUUCACUUAUGACAGUUUCUAUGGCGACUUCGGGCCGCUCAACCUGGCCAUGGUGUACCGCUACUGCGUCAAGCUCAACAAGAAGCUCAAGUUCUUCACAAUGUCCAAAAAGAAAUUGGUCCACUACACCAGUCAUGAGCCGAAGAAGAGAGCCAACGCUGCUGUUCUCAUCGGUGCCUACACGAUCAUUUACUUGAAAAGAAGUCCAGAUGAAGCCUACAGGAAUCUGAUCUCAGGAGGCAACUCAAGCUUCCUGCCCUUCAGAGACGCUGCAGUAGAAGAAAGCUCCUUCAACCUCACUGUACUCGACUGCCUGCAAGGAAUACACAAGGCUUCGCAGCAAGGUUUUCUAGACUUUGAAAAAUUCAAAGUUGAUGAGUACGAACAUUAUGAGCGUGUUGAAAACGGAGACAUGAACUGGAUCAUUCCCGGGAAAGUUCUGGCGUUCAGCAGUCCACAUUCUCGCAACAAAGUGGAAAAUGGUUACCCUCUGCACGCUCCAGAAACCUACUUCCCGUACUUCCGUCACCACAACAUCACGGCUGUGGUGCGUCUGAACAGGAAGUUGUACGAGGGCCGGCGAUUUGAAGACGCCGGGUUCGAACACCACGACCUUCCGUUCCAGGACGGUGGGAUCCCAACAGACCUCAUCACCAGGCGCUUCCUGCACGUGUGCGAGAGCGCGACGGGGGCUGUGGCCGUGCACUGCAAAGCUGGUCUCGGACGGACGGGCACUCUCAUUGGCUGCUACCUCAUGAAGCACUUCCGCUUCACCGCAGCUGAGGCCAUCGCUUGGAUCCGAAUCUGCAGGCCUGGCUCCAUCAUCGGACCCCAGCAGAACUUUUUAGAGGAGAAACAGCACAGUUUGUGGGUCCAGGGCGAUGUCUAUCGCUCCAAACAGAAGCUGGCUCAGAACCGUCUGGCCCGCCGGCAGCAGCUCCAGCAGCAGCAGAGCCACAGUAUGGACUGUGAGCGGACGAAGCCUGAAGCUAUAGAUCGCCUGUUCAGCAGCAUGGAUAACCUGAGCAUCAACAAGAGCCCCAGAUCAUACGGGUCAGAUGAGAACUUUGAUCACGCCAGUCAAACGCAAGGCGACAAACUCAGGGCGUUGAAAGGAAACAAACCUCCUCGAUCAACGUCCUCAUCAUCAAGGCUUAAUCUCACCAAAACCUGGACGUCCUCUUCCACCCCCCUUCAGCAACGCUCCAAUGUCAUCACCAGUCUCUUUUCUGGCAGGUCCACUUUCCUGAACUGAUAUGGAUCCAGACGUCCUGAACUCAUCCACUCCUCUCAGCCUUAAACAGUCCUCCAAACUCUUGCAUAAAUAAAACCGUAUACUUGAAGGUCGCUGCAUGUCUGGUGCUAAGAGAUUUUUUUUAAAUAAGUGAUGCCUAGAGGGACCGCCUGAACCUCUCCAAAGGAGGACUGGAGACAGUUGGCCACAAUAAAUACCUCUGCACAGACAGUUCACGCUUAAAACUAAUAUAUCUGAUGUUCUACUGAGUUAUUUGGUCUCUACAAGUUUUCAGUCGGGUCAUAUCAGCUGUUCAUCACUGUGCGUAAGUCAGAUGGAAAAAUGCAGCAGCAUCAUGCUUCAAAUGCAGUAACAAAUACUAAAUAUUACAUACAAAAACAUGUAUUUUUGCUAUGACAUCUAUCUUUGAAUGUUAUGAGGAACAAACACUCAGAACAGCUGAGUUGUGACUAUCAAACAUUUAAAAAUUGAGAGCAUUUCUGAAUAUCUAAUGCAUGUAUGUAGCAUUUAAGCAUGAAAAUAUUUAUUUGUCAAUUGUUUUGUUUUUGAAUCAGUUGCUGUGGUUCGUAUCUUUUUCUUUUGUGCUUUUUGAAGUAGAAUUGAAAAGGUGAACCUCCACUUUAUGGGACUCCCAACUGCAAAUGCACUUUAUUAAGUCAACAUAUGUGUGACAUCUUUAGGUUUAAAUGUCGGGAUGUGACUCAGAUAGAAAGUGUUUUGAGACUGAAUAAACUGUUUCUCUCUG